CACCGGGCCAGACACCCUCACCCACGGGUGCCGGCUUGCCGAGGCUGAGGAGGCUGCGCCCAUGGGGUCCCAGCAUCUGCUGCUGGCCGCUGCGUACCUGCUGGGGACUCUGGUCACUUCCUGCCUCGGUUGGUUCAGCCUGGAGGACCCAGAUCUCCAGGUGAGGCUAACCGGCUCCAACUCCAGGUGCCAGGGCCAGCUGCAGGUCUUGAGUCACACCAGGGACCUGUGGCACUCGGUGUGCAGUGACAGCUGGAAGGGGGCGCUGCGCCACUGGGACGUCUCUCAGCAGGCCACCAGAUUCUGCCGGAAGCUGCGCUGCGGGGACUCCUUGGGCCUGACCACCUACUCUCGCUUCAACACACCCCAGAACCAGAUCAUCUGCCAUGGACCCCGGGUGUCCUUCUCCAACUGCAGCACAGACUCACCAUACAAGUGCCACCCGCUGAGCCUCGUCUGCUUAGAGCCCCAGACGACGACACCUCCACCCACAAGCCCCCCAACCACCAUGACUCCAGAGCCCACAGCACCCCCCAGGCUGCAGCUGGUGGCGGGUCCCCGGGGCCUGCGGUGUGCCGGCGUGGUGGAGUUCUACAGCGGCAGCGUGGGGGGCACCAUCAGCUACGAGAACCACCACGGGCUCCAGGGCCUGGGAGACCUCCUCUGCGGUGCCCUCCAGUGUGGCUCCUUGAAGCAGCCUCCCGAGGCCAAGGCAGUAGAACCCCAAGACCCAGGAGAGCGCUGGGCACGCAGGCUCUUGCCGAUUCGAUGGCAAAUCCAGAACUCCAGCUGCGUCUCCCUGCACCAGUGCUUCAGGAAAACCCCGGCCCAGGAGGGCGGCCAGGCUCUCAGCCUGGUCUGCUCAGAUUUCCAGCCCAAGGUCCAGAGCCGCCUGGUAGGGGGUGGCAGUGUGUGUAAGGGCACUGUGGAGGUGCGCCAGGCCACCCAGUGGGCAGCCCUGUGUGACAGCCAUGUGAGCAGGGGCCCAGCUCGGUGGGCGGAGCUGUGCCAGGAGCAGAAGUGCAACGGCCUCGUCUCCUACCACACGCUGGACGCCAGUGAGACCUCCAGCGGGUUCUCCUGUCCCCAGGAGAAGCUGUCCCAAUGCCACGAACUUCAGGAGAAAAAAACCUUCUGCAAGAGGGUGUUUGUCACAUGCCAGGACCCCAACCCUGCAGGCCUGGCUGCAGGCACCGUGGUGAGCAUCAUCCUAGCCCUGGUGCUCCUGGCCGUGCUGCUGGUCGUGUGUGGCCCUCUCGCCUAUAAGAAGCUGGUGAAGAAAUUUCGCCAGAAGAAGCAACGCCAGUGGAUCGGCCCCACAGGAAUGAACCAGAAUAUGUCUUUCCAUCGCAACCACACUGCGACCGUCCGGUCCCAGGUCGAGAACCCCACAGCCUCCUGUGUGGAUAAUGAGUACAGCCAGCCCCCCAGGAACUCCCACCUGUCGGCCUAUCCAGCUCUGGAAGGGGCCCUGAAUCGCUCCUCUGCCCAGCCUGACAACUCCUCUGACAGCGACUAUGACCUGCACGUGGCUCAGAGGCUGUAGAAGCUUUUGGCGGACACAACAUCUUUGUAUGUGGUGCUGAGGAUCGAACCCGGGCCGCACGCAUGCCAGGUGAGCGCGCUACCGCUUGAGCCAUAUCCCCAACCCGGAAUCGCGGAUCUUAAAUCCAACUCAGAAGACAACGCAAAAAGAUCCCUGCGUGGAGAAGCCCCUGGCAGCAGGACAGCCGCUGUCCCAAGACUGAGCUGGUGUGGGCUUUCCCCCACCGCCCCCAACUCCUGUCCUUCUCACCCCAAAGAACUGGGAACCAGGGACAAAAAAAAAAAACCUAGAGCCAGCCGACCUGUCCUAAGGAAAUGAUCGUCACCACUUGGAAGCGAUGCCCCCGUUUCCACUCCCAGCAGGACUUGGCCUGGACAGAGACUGGGGUGCCUUUCCCACACGUCUUCUGCCCUCCAUGGCAGGCCAGCUCUCAGCCCCGCUCACCCCCAGGCCCUGACCCAGGGGAAGCCAGCUGCAACAGCUUGGCACCUUCCGGGCACCAUCGCGGUGAGAAGAUGGCACCCAGAGGCGAGCCCUUCCAGGCAGACUCGGGGUGUCCAGAAGGGUCCUGUUUCCUAAGCCUGGGCAGCCCCUUCCUCGUCCACUGGGGUGCAGCACUGAGUAGAAUCUGGCCUUUUCCUUGGACUCUGGCCACGUGAAGAACGGGGAGGAACUCACACGUGGUGGGAGGCUGUUUCUCUGUGUAGUUUAAAUCUGUUCUUUGUAAAUAAUGCUUUUUCUACUUCCUGAGAA
This is a messenger RNA of Marmota monax (woodchuck), 2299 nucleotides long. It is a transcript of the gene Cd5, whose product is annotated as CD5 molecule. Lineage: Eukaryota; Metazoa; Chordata; Mammalia; Rodentia; Sciuridae. Gene Ontology annotation, biological process: T cell costimulation. The transcript has 11 exons. The coding region runs from base 62 to 1546 and encodes 494 amino acids. Gene Ontology annotation, cellular component: plasma membrane. The record is from RefSeq and is a predicted model, not a curated record.